AUGGACGUGGACUCGGCGCCGGCGCUGAAGAGGAAGGGCGCGGACGCGCCGGAGCUGUGGCUGGACGACGACGUCGGCCCUGGGUUCCCGGUCGCCUCCCGCGCCACCAAGAUCCGCCGCCUGGACCCGGACAUGAUGCCCGUCGUGCCCGGCGCGUUCGUGCCGCCACCGCCACCGGGAACGCAGCUGCCUGUGGCAGGCUUCGGGGUGGUGGAGGAGGCGCCGAUGUGCGGCGACGUGGCGGUGGUGCCGGUGGACAUGGCGACGGCGCCGCCGCUGCCGGCGAACGAGGAGCGGGCGAUCGUCUUGUACCGGCCCGCCGAGGCCGAGCGCAGGCUGCUGCUCGGCCCGCUCCGGCCGGGCGGCCAUCUCCGCGUCAGCCCCGAGUGGAUCCAAGCGCUCAACGGCACGACGCUGCAGGAGGCGAGCAGCCGCCGCGCGCUGUUCGAGGGGCUCGCCGGAGCCGAGAGCUCCAACCUGGCCAUGGUCCCCUGGGCGCCGCCCCGCGCCCAGGCGGCGUCCAUGGCCGAGGAGAUGAUGGAGGCCGAGGACGGCGAGGGCGCGUCCAUGGAGGUGGAGCAGGACAGGGCCGAGCAGCAGCUCCCGAUGCCCCAGUGGCCGCAGCAGCAGCAGCACUACAUGGUGCAGCAGCAGCCGAUCCCGGUGGCGUGGUCAUUGUGA
This is a messenger RNA of Triticum turgidum subsp. durum (durum wheat), 681 nucleotides long. The record is from the annotation of a GenBank genome assembly. NCBI's taxonomy places the organism in Eukaryota, Viridiplantae, Streptophyta, Magnoliopsida, Poales, Poaceae.